Messenger RNA from Fomitopsis serialis, 2214 nucleotides. Its product is annotated as Mycolic acid cyclopropane synthetase-domain-containing protein. The record is from RefSeq and is a predicted model, not a curated record. Gene Ontology annotation, biological process: lipid biosynthetic process. The transcript is spliced from 11 exons. Bases 467 to 1768 code for a protein of 433 amino acids. NCBI's taxonomy places the organism in Eukaryota, Fungi, Basidiomycota, Agaricomycetes, Polyporales, Fomitopsidaceae.
GGCAGUCUCUACCUGACUCCCUCAUCCCACCCAGCCUUGUUUACAAUGGCCGCAGCUCUCUUGAAGUCGUCGACGAGUGCUCUUGCUCUUGCGAUCCUAGGUGCCGCACGGUCUGCAUUAGAUCCAACGCUCAAGAAAGGCGUAGAACUUGCGUGCUUGGCAUGCAGAUUCUUUGUCGUUGAGUACGUUCCGAUGAAAAUGAUCUCGCAGCUGCGGUGGGGUGACAAACCUCGUUCCAUAUCGCGCGCACCGCAGAACCCUCAAGAACAUCCGACACGGUCGUCUCCUCAUCGUCUGCCCCGGCGUACCACACUCGCGAUUCUUCAAGGAAGGUUGUCACCUUGCGUUUCCUGCAGAUAGCCGGUCGAGAUCGACUGGGCACAAGACUGCCACCAUCACGGUCAAGGAUCCGGUGUUUUGGCUGCGCCUCGCCACGCAAGGGGACCUCGGUUUCGCAGAGGCGUUCAUGUAUGGGGAGGUCGACUGCACAGACUUGACUGCACUAUUCCAGGUACUAUUGGACAACCGCUCUUGCCUCUCCGAGAUCGACACCCUGCUUGCCAAGGCCUCUCGUGUGGUCGAGCGCUUUCUCGCCUCUCAUCUGGUCAACAACCUCGCGAAUGCGCGCCAGAACAUCAGCGCGCACUAUGACAUCAGCAACGAGAUGUUCAUGGCAUUCUUGUCCGGAGAUAUGACCUACUCGUGCGCCAUCUUCCCUGAGCUGGACGCCGAUCUCCGCGAACCAUUGCAGUCAAGAAUCGACACCGACUCUUCCUCGAGCGGCCCGAGCACGUACGACUCAAGUGGUACUUUAUCGGCCAGCGACGAUAGUAUAGCAAGCGACAUCAAGAUCGCCCAAGCCAGCACGAGGGUCUCCGAUGUGGGCACCAGGCGCGCCAGGGACAAGGACGACGACGCCGAGCUGUGCGACGCGCAGAUCAGGAAGAUGCUGCAUAUAGUGAAGCGUGCGGAUAUCAGGCCGGGCCACAGGGUCCUCGAGAUCGGUACUGGCUGGGGAUCCAUGGCUAUCUGCAUGGCGCAGGCCUUCCCCGGCGUGAUCGUCGACACGCUCACGCUCUCCGAGGAACAGGCGUACCUUGCACGGCAGCGCGUAGCCGAUAUCGGCCUCGGCAUGCGCCUCUUGCGCGUGCACUGUAUGGACUACAGGAGCAUGCCGCCAGAGUGGAAGGGCGUGUUUGACCGGGUGGUCAGCGUGGAGAUGGUUGAGGCUGUCGGCUAUGAGUUCCUAGAGACGUACUGGUCCCAGAUCGAUUGGGCAUUGAAGGACACUGGCGUCGGAGUGGUGCAAGGGAUCACUCUACCCGAAGCGCGAUUUGACGCGUACGUCCGCGACACGGACUUCAUACGGAAAUGGGUGCUCUUCCCCGGAGGUUUCUUGCCCACACUCACGUUGCUCACCUCUACGAUGUCCAGUGGAAGCAAGGGAAGACUUGUCGUGGAGUCCGUUGAUAAUAUUGGGCCUCACUACGCUCGUACGCUUCGGGAGUGGAGGCGCCGGUUCGAGAAUCGGUUUGAUACGGAGAUUAUCCCUGCUCUGCGGAAGCAGUACCCCGACGUCUUAGGUUAUGGUGGACCGGAGAGCCUGGAUGAGAUUGAGGUCUUCCGCAGAAAAUGGGUGUACUACUUUGCUUACUGUGAGAUAGGCUUUGCAAGUCGCAGCUUGGGCGACCAUAUCGUCACCUUCACGAGGGAGGGAAAUGUGGAAUAUGGUUGUCAGGUCCUGGGGACCGAUGCGGACGUCGAAUGAUGAGGCAUGUGUGUGAGUAAAGUAUAGCACGGUCGGAGCACAAAUGCAACAACUGCGUCCCAGAGGACUCCUCUCCAUAUGAUGCCGACAAGCUCUUCGAAAGCGGUAGCUGAAAAUGCAUCACCACUGCGAAACUUGCAGUACUUCGUUGUUACUCCCUGCAAGCGAAAGUGGUGUCGGAUCGCCAUGCAUUAUACUGGCCACUCAGCAGAGUCCGCGCAGUGGCACACGGACGUCACACGAGCUGUGCUUGCAUGUCGCCGACACCUGAUAGUAUCAGCAUCAGGCAGAGUGUUCUUGGCUGAGAACAAAGAAUACUGGACAGCUGAAGAGCCCGUUGCGACGGCGUGUGCGAGUUCGACAGCCCACUGCCGUCAACUACCACCGCCCUACGACUGCGUAUCAUGGUCUAUUAUGGUCCGGUGUGCCAGGUUUGCCUGAUCUUC